Messenger RNA from Cajanus cajan (pigeon pea), 1656 nucleotides. RefSeq names its product indole-3-glycerol phosphate synthase, chloroplastic. Lineage: Eukaryota; Viridiplantae; Streptophyta; Magnoliopsida; Fabales; Fabaceae. Gene Ontology annotation, biological process: L-tryptophan biosynthetic process. Gene Ontology annotation, molecular function: phosphoribosylanthranilate isomerase activity; indole-3-glycerol-phosphate synthase activity. The record is from RefSeq and is a predicted model, not a curated record.
UAGGUCUUGAAUGUGGCAAUCCAAUCCGAACCGGUAGUCUGGAUUUGGACCAGAAAAAGCACGAACACGCUCUGGCAUCGGAACUGAAUGUGCGACUUGGUGUUGUCUUGUGUUGAACAUGACUACAUUUUUCUCCCUCUCUUAAAUAUUACAUAAACGGUGUGUUCUCUUAACCACUGUUUCAUCUUUCUUUUUGCCUCCCUUUUCCUUUUCUUCAAAAAAGUUAUUAUCUGCUUCAAUGGAAGGUUUCGCUUCUCUCAAGGCUCCCUCUCAGGCCACUCCAUUCUUCUCUUCCACACCCAGAUAUUGGAAUCUUCCAUCCCAACUCAGUUUUUAUAAAAGAAGCCCCUUUUCAACCUUUUCUGUUCGCGCGCAGGUGGAGUCUAAUGAUGGUUUAGCUGCAGUAGCCACAUCGGGUGAAUCUGUGACAGAGGCUCUCAAAGUUAAGGAGUGGGAAGUGGGAAUGUUUCAAAAUGAGGUUGCUGCUAGCCAGGGUAUAAGAAUCAGGAGAAGACCACCAACUGGACCCCCUUCGCAUUAUGUAGGACCCUUUCAAUUCAGGUUGCAGAAUGAGGGCAAUACACCCAGAAACAUUUUGGAAGAGAUUGUUUGGAACAAGGACACAGAAGUCUCACAACUUAAAGAAAGAAAACCCCUCAUUGUGCUGAAGAAAGCUCUCGAAAAUGCACCUCCUGUUAGGGAUUUUAUUGGUGCUCUAAAGGCAGCCAACGAAAGAACUGGGCUGCCAGGGUUGAUUGCUGAAGUGAAGAAGGCAUCGCCAAGUAGGGGUAUCUUGAGAGAGGACUUUGAUCCAGUUGAAAUUGCUCAAGCUUAUGAGAAAGGGGGGGCGGCAUGCCUAAGUGUUUUAACGGAUGGAAAGUAUUUUAAGGGAAGCUUUGAAAAUCUUGAAGCAAUAAGAAAGGCUGGAGUAAAGUGCCCUUUGUUGUGCAAAGAAUUCAUCAUUGAUGCAUGGCAACUCUACUAUGCUAGAACUAAAGGUGCAGAUGCAGUCCUUUUAAUUGCUGCUGUUUUGCCUGAUCUCGACAUCAAAUACAUGGUUAAGAUAUGCAAAUUACUUGGACUGACUGCACUUGUUGAGGUUCACGAUGAGAGGGAAUUUGAUCGUGUUCUUGCAAUAGAGGGGAUUGAGCUUAUUGGCAUUAACAACCGCAAUCUUGAAACAUUUCAGCUGGAUAUCAGCAUCACAAAGAAGCUUCUUGAAGGAGAGCGUGGCAAAAUAAUCCGUGAGAGAGACAUAACUAUUGUGGGGGAAUCCGGUCUGUUCACCCCUGAAGAUAUUGCCUUUGUUCAAGAAGCAGGUGUUAAAGCUGUAUUGGUUGGAGAGUCUAUUGUAAAACAAAGUGAUCCUGCGAAGGGAGUCAGCAAUCUCUUUGGCAAAGAUAUCUCUUUGGGUUGAAGUGAGCUAUCUUUCUUGAGGUUGCGGGCUGGCCUGUUAGUCCACAGGCUAGGUGGUGCGAACUGCAAAUACCUGACAUAUUUAUGUUGCGGUCCGGGCUGGCUUGUUUAAGUUGUUUGGGCUCUUUAUCUUGUAUUAUCCUUCCCCAAUUAUAAUUAAAUGAGAUAAAUUAUGUAAUACUCACUAAAUUCUUAUAUUUUCAUUAUUCUAAUGAAUGAUAUAUAUUUUAUGUUUUUUCA